AUAUAUUACUCUCUCUCUCUCUCUUAAUAUAUAUCUUUUCAUCUCUCCUGUUCAAACCAAAAUGGGUGGUGGCGGUUCAGAGAAAUGGCUUAAUUCGUUUAUGGGUUUGAAAAAGCUUCAAAUCAACGAUCAAAAGGUGGUCGGAAAAGGCAAAAGGUGGAAACUUUGGAGAACAUUUUCCGGUGGGAUGGAAUUACCAGCGAAGCAUAUCGCUUUCAAUUCAUCAUCCAUGGCUACUACUGUAGUGAAACAUAAGAAUUGCCGUUUCGCCGUCGCCGCUAUCAGAAUACAAUCUAUGUUUCGUGGUUUCCUGGCAAGACGUGCAUUGAGAGCUUUGAAGGCGGUGGUAAGAAUACAGGCUAUAUUUCGAGGAAGAAGGGUUAGGAAUGAAGCUGCUAUUACAUUAAGGAGAAUGCAAGCUCUGGUUCGUGUACAGGGUAGGGUUAUGGCUAUGUCUAAAAAACAAGAAGAAGAAGAAAGAGAAAAAGAAGAAGAAGCUAAUAAGAAUAAGAAUAAUAUUAGCAAGAAACAAUGGUGUGAUAGAAUUGGGACAGCAGAAGAAGUGAAGACGAAAGAUGAAAUGAAGAAAGAAGGGAUCUUGAGGAGAGAAAGAGCAGUUGCGUAUUAUUCUUCACUUUCUAAACACCACCAUGGUUCUUCUGGUUUUAACAAACCCAGAAAGAGUACCAGCUGGUUAGAAGAAAAAGAAGAAGAAGAAUACCGUUGGGAUGAAUCUGUGAAAGUGAGAAAGAAUUUUGUUUCAACUAGGAUUUCAGCUAAUCCUAUGAUGAUGAUGACGAAGAAGACACGACAACAACUCUCUUGUUCAUCUUCUGAAUCAACAAAUGUGGAGACUGUUUAUGAUAAUGGAUUGACGGCAUCAUCAUCUACUUCUUCGGUUUCUGGCCGCCAUGGGAGGAGAAGGGAUCAAUUUGAUUUGGAUCGUACAAUUUCAAAACCUAGUACCAGGUCAUCAAACAAGAUGACUCAGAAGAAGCAGUCUGCUUUCUAAAGAAAUCUCCAUAUUUCUGUUGUUUUGUUUUAAGAUUCUCUUAUAUUUGAUAAAAACGAAGAUUUGUUUUUUUAA
Molecule: messenger RNA, 1087 nt
Organism: Impatiens glandulifera
Lineage: Eukaryota; Viridiplantae; Streptophyta; Magnoliopsida; Ericales; Balsaminaceae
Product: protein IQ-DOMAIN 6-like
Exons: 3
Coding region: 62-1012 (316 amino acids)
Molecular function (GO): protein binding
Source: RefSeq, a predicted model, not a curated record